Molecule: messenger RNA, 534 nt
Organism: Trichobilharzia regenti
Lineage: Eukaryota; Metazoa; Platyhelminthes; Trematoda; Strigeidida; Schistosomatidae
Source: the annotation of a GenBank genome assembly
AUGGAACCCUUCAUUGAUACAUUCAAUGCAAUCGACAAAAGCAGAAGUAAUGUGAUUACAAUCGAUCAACUACGAAAUUACGUCAGAGAAAAUCAUUUAGAUAGAGAGAUGAUUCCGAAAUGGCAAAAUUUGUUCGAUCCUGCGGGAACUGGAAAGAUUACCUUUCAAAGAUUCUGUGAUGUUCUUGGAAUCAAACCGGAGAGAAUUCAAUCUGUGAGUAUAAAACCUGCCAGCGCAAAUUUACCUCCAGCUGGAGUUCGUCCAGAAAUCUUAAUAAUUAUGCAAGAAUUACCACUGGCAGAUCAAAUCAGAAUAUCUGAAGAAGCUUAUCGGCUUGCUCAACCAAAAGAUAAAUUCAUUGAAAAAGAUGUUUCAGAAAAGCUUAAAAGAUGGCUGGAUGCUACAUAUGGUCGUCAUUGGCAUGUAACUCUUGUCAAGGGUUCCUACUGGACAACGUAUACGCAUACACCGAAUUGGUCAUUCCAUUUCAAAAUCGAUCAACAUUCAUUCAUCGUAUAUCGUACACAAGAAUAG